This is a messenger RNA of Ipomoea triloba (trilobed morning glory), 474 nucleotides long. RefSeq names its product formin-like protein 3. Lineage: Eukaryota; Viridiplantae; Streptophyta; Magnoliopsida; Solanales; Convolvulaceae. The record is from RefSeq and is a predicted model, not a curated record. The coding region runs from base 1 to 474 and encodes 157 amino acids. The transcript has a single exon.
AUGUCAACCAACAAUGCUGAUAAUGGCUCUUCUUCCUUGAAUUCCGGUCACCGUGGCGGUGGCGGUGGAAGCGAUUCCAUAACGGCAGUGCCAAUAGAAAAUGCACCGCCGCCACCUCCUCCUCCUCCCCCGGCCCAGCCACAGCAGAAUCAUAUUUGCGCGGUGUGUGAGAGGCGGUUUAACACUCGCCAAGCACUCUUUGGACACAUGAGGGUCCAUGGUAGCCGUGGGUGGAGAGGGGCCUUACCUCCUCCUGUGUUCAAUAGAGACGAAUUCGCCGAUGUGCUACCAUUACUUGCUGCCGCUGCCGGCGAAGAUGCGGAUGCGCCGCCUCCUCCCGCAGACAAUGCUCCGCCGCCUCAGCCCGAAGGACUGCCUGAUAAUGCUCCGCCGCCUCAGCCCGAAGCACUGCCUGAUCUCAAUGAGCAUCAGUACAUUGUGCCUGAUCUGAAUUUUCCUCCCCCGCCGGCUUAA